UCACCACUAUGCAGUUUAGGGCUUUUGCAAGGGUUUAACAAAAAGCCGAAGAAAUAAAUCCUUAGAAACUCCAAACUUGCAAAAAUCCCUCGAAACUAAUCGAAGUUCCGCCAUGAAGAAGGCUUCACUUUCACUUAUUUCGAAGUUAAACCGCCAAAGAUUCAGGGGAAUUUCCCCUCUCCUAUCCAGAGAUUACAUUUCUGUUAAUUCUCCAUCAUCAUCAUCACCAUCACCGCUUCACUCAAGGGACCAUCGUAUCCAGUUCUGUGCCAAAACCCCUGGCUUAGUCUACCCAUGUCGCAACCUCGGUACCCUUGUGGAAAAACCGAACCAAUUGCCCUCUAGACAGAGAAAACUGAAAGAAAAAUCUGAUCUUGAGGAAGCUUUUGAGUCCGCUAAAACCUCUGAAGAAAUGCUCAGAGCAUUUAAAGAUAUGGAAGCUUGUUUUGAUGAGAGAGAGCUGGGGUUAGCUUCAUUGAAAAUUGGACUCAAACUAGACCAAGAAGGUGAAGACCCUGAAAAGGCUCUAUCUUUUGCUGACAAAGCAUUGAAAGCGUUGGAUCAAGAUGGUAAACCCUCGAUACUAGUUGCCAUGGCUUUACAACUGAUGGGUUCUGUUAAUUAUAGUUUGAAAAGGUUUAAUGAUAGUUUAGGGUAUCUUAAUAGGGCUAAUAAGUUGCUUGGUAGGUUAGAGGAAGAGAGGGUUGCUAGUGUCGAGGAUAUUAGGCCAGUGAUGCAUGCGGUGCAGCUUGAGUUGGGAAAUGUGAAGACAGCUAUGGGGAGGAGAGAGGAGGCUCUUGGAAAUCUUAAGAAGGCUUUGGAGAUUAAGGAGAUUACUUUGGAGAAGGAUUGUAAGGAAUUGGGGGUGGCUUAUAGGGAUUUGGCUGAAGCUUAUGCUUCGGUUCUAAAUUUUAAGGAGGCUUUGCCUUUUGGUUUGAAAGCGCUGGAGAUUCAUAGAAAGGAGCUGGGCAAUAAUUCAGUGGAGGUUGCUCAUGAUAGGAGGAUCCUUGGGGUUAUUUAUACCGGUAUGGAGGAGCAUGAGAAGGCAUUGGAGCAAAACGAGUUGUCACAAAAGAUUUUGAAGAAUUGGGGUCUUAGUUCGGAGUUGCUCCGAUCAGAAAUUGAUGCUGCUAAUAUGCAGAUUGCUUUGGGGAAGUAUGAUGAGGCUAUUAAUACUUUGAAAGGUAUAGUUCAACAGACAGACAAAGAUAGUGAGAACCGAGCUCUGGUGUUUAUAUCGAUGGGAAAGGCUCUCUGCAAUCAAGAAAGAUUUGCAGACUCAAAGAGGUGUUUGGAGAUUGCUUGUGGAAUUCUUGACAAGAAAGAGACUGUUUCUCCAAUUGAAGUUGCCGAGGCAUACUCAGAGAUAUCAAUGCAAUAUGAGACUAUGAACGAGUUUGAGAUUGCAAUUUCGUUGUUAAAGAGAUCAUUGGCUUUACUAGAGAAGCAACCUCAAGAGCAGCACUCUGAGGGAAGUGUUUCUGCUAGAAUAGGGUGGUUACUCCUUUUGAAAGGUGAGGUGCCACAAGCAAUUCCUUACUUGGAGAGUGCAGCAGAGAUAUUAAAAGAGAGCUUUGGUUCCAAGCAUUUUGGGGUCGGCUAUAUCUAUAACAAUUUGGGAGCAGCAUACUUGGAAUUAGAUAGACCUCAGUCAGCAGCACAGAUGUUUGCAGUUGCAAAGGACAUCAUGGAUGUCUCACUUGGUCCUCAUCAUGUGGAUUCAAUAGAAACUUGCCAGAAUCUUUCUAAGGCAUAUAGUGCAAUGGGAAGCUACCCCCUUGCAAUUGAAUUCCAGCGGCGAGUAGUUGAUGCCUGGGAAGGUCACGGAGCAAGUGCAGAAGAUGAACUCCGAGAAGCUCAACAUAUCCUUGAAGAGUUAAAGACAAAGGCCCGUGGUACAUCCACCAACCAGUUUCCUACAAAGGCCUUGCCUUUGCCACAACAUAGUCUUGCUUCCAGAAAUUCGCACCCUAAUGUUUCUUUUAACCAGAACUCAGCCGGCUCAAUGCGGUAGACUUAUAGUAUUAUUAGGUUUUGUGAUCUCAAUGUUAGUGGAAUGUCUCAUUGAGCUUGACUUUGUCAUUGAUAUGGUUAGGAACACUUUUGUUCUUUAUUAUUAUACAUCAUGUUCAGCUGGUCAAUUUAAGCACCCAUAUAGAACUACUUUCUUUUCCCCACCCUCCUUGAAAACAAGUUUAGACAUGAAUUUGUUGCUAAUUAACAAACAAGUUUUGUGUAGGAAAGUGAGGCAAUGUUUGUGUUUCAUUUUUCUCCAAAGCAGCAGGCUUUCUCUUUAAUGAAAUAAGCUUUUUGUUUUCUUUGCAAA
This is a messenger RNA of Gossypium raimondii (Peruvian cotton), 2326 nucleotides long. Its product is annotated as protein KINESIN LIGHT CHAIN-RELATED 1. The transcript has 2 exons. Gene Ontology annotation, molecular function: protein binding. NCBI's taxonomy places the organism in Eukaryota, Viridiplantae, Streptophyta, Magnoliopsida, Malvales, Malvaceae. The coding region runs from base 113 to 2014 and encodes 633 amino acids. The record is from RefSeq and is a predicted model, not a curated record.